Hevea brasiliensis (rubber tree) is the source of this 1105-nucleotide messenger RNA. RefSeq names its product gibberellin-regulated protein 14. The record is from RefSeq and is a predicted model, not a curated record. NCBI's taxonomy places the organism in Eukaryota, Viridiplantae, Streptophyta, Magnoliopsida, Malpighiales, Euphorbiaceae. Bases 115 to 840 code for a protein of 241 amino acids. The transcript has 4 exons.
CAUUCAAUUCAAUCAACGCUCACCUCCUUGUAACUCUAUUUAUACCCACUUGUCCUUCCUCCCCGUUCAACAAGACUCCUCUUCAGUUUUUUAUUGUUCCUCUUACUUGCUGCAAUGGCAUCCAAGGCUGUGUUGUUUCUGGUUGCUUCUUUUUUCUGUGUUACUGCUGCAAAGGCUUCAUACACCAGUGAAGAGUUCUUGGAGAAGGAUAUUUAUUCCAAAAUCCUAGUAGCCACAACACCAGCUCCUGUACCACCAGCCAAGACUCCUGCUCCUGCACCUCCAGUUAAGGAACCAACUCCUCCUGCUCCUCCGGUAGUCAAGCCCCCCACUCCUAUCCCACCAGUGGUCAAGCCCCCAACUCCUGCCCCACCAGUAGUCAAGCCUACGCCACCAGUGGUUAAGCCCCCCACUCCUACACCACCAGUGGUUAAGCCACCCAUUUCUUCUCCGCCAGUAGUCAAGCCCCCCACUCUUACACCACCAGUGGUGAAGCCACCCACUCCUGCUCCACCAGUAGUCAAGCCCCCCACUCCUGCACCACCAGUGGUGAAGCCACCCACUCCUUCUCCACCAGUGGUCAAGCCUCCAACUCCUUUGCCACCAGUGAAACCACCGACUGGUUCACCAAUGCCCCCAGUCAGGACAAGAGCAGAUUGCAUCCCCCUUUGUGCAGAGAGAUGCAAAUUACAUUCCAGGAAAAACCUAUGUGCGAGAGCUUGCGUGACUUGCUGUGACAGAUGCAAAUGUGUGCCACCAGGAACUUAUGGCAACAGGGAGAAAUGUGGCAAGUGCUACACCAACAUGACUACCCGAGGCAACAAGCCCAAGUGCCCUUGAAAAUUCAGAAAAAUCUCUAUUGUAGUAUAUCCUAAUCUAUCUACAUUAAAUAGUUUCAAAGCAGGAGAAAAGAAAAAUAAUAAUAUUAAGUGUUUCUCUGUUCUGCCAUUAAUUAGGAGCAGGUGUAUUAAUAGAGCAAUCAGUGUUGUCUAUUGUCUUGAGUCAAAUUCUGUGUUUGUCUUAGCUGUUUCCUGGAUUUUCAAAUGCUGAUUGCAGAUAUUGAUAUGUGCUGUUUCAGUAAUAUAUUAAGGGAAGUUCUUUUUUU